This is a messenger RNA of Thyridium curvatum, 1224 nucleotides long. RefSeq lists its product as uncharacterized. NCBI's taxonomy places the organism in Eukaryota, Fungi, Ascomycota, Sordariomycetes, Thyridiales, Thyridiaceae. Bases 1 to 1224 code for a protein of 407 amino acids. Gene Ontology annotation, biological process: protein phosphorylation; regulation of cytokinesis; mitotic spindle organization. Gene Ontology annotation, molecular function: ATP binding; protein kinase activity. The record is from RefSeq and is a predicted model, not a curated record. Gene Ontology annotation, cellular component: spindle microtubule; chromosome passenger complex; spindle midzone. The transcript has 3 exons.
AUGGCGACCAGGACGUUAGAAGCCCGCUUUGAGCGCAUGUCGGUCAACGACGAGAACGACUCGGGCGAGGCCAGGCUCUACCAGAAAUCAAAGGGCGUCGUUACGACCACAUCGCAGCUGGCCCACAGCUCCAGCCGGCCGAACCUGUUCAAAAUCGCCCUCCAGACCCAGAAUGCCAACACGGUAACCACGACCGUCACACUGCCGUCGCAGGCCGCGCAGUGGAAGCAGUCGACAAUGGCCGCCGGCGCCAACCCGGGCUCCCCAGGCCGCAAGGGGCAAGCCUCCUCGGCCCGCGACCCGGACGAGGCCGCCGAGCGCAAGUCGGGCUCCGCGUCGGCCCUGACGGCCGCGGUGCCCUCGACGCCCAAGCAGUGGCACCUGGGCAUGUUCGAGAUCGGCCGGCCGCUGGGCAAGGGCAAGUUUGGGCGCGUGUACCUGGCGCGCGAGCGCAGCAGCGGCUUCAUCUGCGCGCUCAAGGUGCAGUACAAGUCGGAGCUGCAGCACGGGUCGGGCGUCGAGAAGCAGGUGCGCCGCGAGAUCGAGAUCCAGAGCAACCUGCGGCACCCCAACAUCCUCAAGCUCUACGGCCACUUCCACGACAGCAAGCGCAUCUUCUUCAUCCUCGAGUUCGCCGGCAAGGGCGAGCUGUACAAGCACCUGCGCCGCGAGAACCGCUUCCCCGAGUGGAAGGCCGCGCAGUACAUCGCCCAGAUGGCCUCGGCCCUGCGCUACCUGCACCGCAAGCACGUCAUCCACCGGGACAUCAAGCCCGAGAACAUCCUCAUGGGCAUCCACGGCGAGAUCAAGCUGUCCGACUUUGGCUGGAGCGUCCACGCGCCCAACCACCGCCGCGCCACCCUGUGCGGCACCCUCGACUACCUGCCGCCCGAGAUGAUCAAGUCCGGGAACAAGGACAACUCGUACGAUGAGAAGGUGGACCUGUGGAGCCUGGGCGUCCUGACGUACGAAUUCCUCGUCGGUGAGGCGCCGUUCGAGGAUACGCCGGUCAUGACCCAGAGGAGGAUCGCCCGGGCGGACAUGACGAUCCCCUCGUUUGUCAGCCCCGAGGCGCGGGAUCUGAUCAAGAAGCUCCUCGUCCUGGACCCCAACAAGAGAUUGCCGCUCGAGUCGGUCCAGCAACACCCCUGGAUCCUGAAGCACUGCGUCAAGGGGGAGCGGGCUGCGAAUCGGGAAAAGUCGUCGGGCCGCGACAGCGAAUGA